AUGACUACCUUCGUCAAAUCACCCAUCUCGGCUAUACUGGCUAGCACAAUCCCGACACAGAGCUCUUACUCGGUAUUUAUUGCAAUUCUGACUCCUACCAACGAAGUCACCAACAGCGUCGGUGAUGCUACUUCAUUACUCGUGAUUGGAGCUUAUGAAUCAGAACACGUUCCCACGAUCUCUAUGCAUAACUCCACAGGGAGACCGGCUACCAAGCCGUCUGUUCUCAGCAGCAGACCGUCAGCUAUUGAAGGUCCGGCGACAAUUCCUACGAGCUUAGCCGCCACAGGUGUCGAGAAAACGUCCUCUGUACCUCCAGUGACCACUUCAGGUUCUAGGAACAUGAUGUUGCAUAUCUCUGCCACGAAUAUAACUACAACAAGUGGAUUCACAUCAACAGAUUCCUUGUCUUUGGACAUUGCCACACCAACCUCGAAGACGGCACACGUGUCCACUGUUUUAGAUUCAGUGCCCAUCGCCCACACCACAAUCGCCAGCGACACUGCUUCGUCCUUUCCCGCUGCCACCGCUUCUACUGUAUCACCUAUGCUGUCUGGAAAAUACACUACGAUUACAGUAUCGAAAUUCAUAGUCUCAACAUCCCAAAGCCCUGCAAACCCCAGUACCUCUACUGGAAACAGUAAGGAUGACGAUCAUCCUGACGGCACGGGCGGUCUCGGUAAUACAGAUGGUUCUGCAAACACUGCUGGUGCCAAUGGAAGUUCUGCUGGCAUCGGUGUUGGCGUUGUUGUCGGCGCCAUAGCCUACGGUGCCGGGAUGUUCUGGAUCGCUCGCCAUUACCGCAGAAGAAGAAGGCUGCGUAGGCACGGCAUUUUGACUUCUGGUGAGGGAAACUUUGGUACCGCUAUCAAACCACCUAAUUCCGAGAUUGGUCGUAGUACAAGACCUCUUUAUCCCAGACAGAAAAUCAGUGCACCACUAGAAUCGGGGAACUCACUUGGGUGGUGA
This is a messenger RNA of Penicillium diatomitis, 969 nucleotides long. RefSeq lists its product as uncharacterized. The record is from RefSeq and is a predicted model, not a curated record. The coding region runs from base 1 to 969 and encodes 322 amino acids. The transcript has a single exon. NCBI's taxonomy places the organism in Eukaryota, Fungi, Ascomycota, Eurotiomycetes, Eurotiales, Aspergillaceae.